Molecule: messenger RNA, 954 nt
Organism: Prunus armeniaca (apricot)
Lineage: Eukaryota; Viridiplantae; Streptophyta; Magnoliopsida; Rosales; Rosaceae
Source: the annotation of a GenBank genome assembly
AUGUUGAUAUUUCUUCCUUCCUCGCCUAUUGAAGGACUACAUGACGCAUUUGCUGUCAUUGCUGCUUCUCCACUGAAAAUAGAUCUAUCAUGUGUGUUGGAGCAUGUGAUUGCAGAGUUGACUGCAUUCUUAAGGAAGACUAAUCGGCCUCUAAGACGGGCAACAUUGGGGACCCGGAAUUCCCUAAUUGUUGCUUACGGAGAUAAAAUUGGCUCAUCUGCUUAUGAAGUUAUUAUUGUACAACUUGCCACACUGAUAAGUGAUUCGGACUUGCAUAUGACGGCCCUCGCCCUGGAACUCUGCUGCACCUUGAUGGCAGACAGGUCAAGCCCGGUUGGUGGUUUGGCUGUUAGAAACAAACUUCUUCCGCAAGCACUAACGUUAAUUAAGAGCUCAUUGCUUCCGGGGCAAGCCCUUUUGAAACUUUGCUUGAGAACAUUCUUUGUUGGAUCUGUGCAAAACUUUUUUGCUUCCUUGGUGUAUUCCGCAAACACAAGUUUUGAUACCUUACUAGACUCUCUGCUAUCAAGUGCCAAACCAUCUCCCCAGUCAGGUGGGGUUGCAAAACAAGCUUUGUACUCAAUAGCUCAAUGUGUGGCUGUCCUUUGCCUUGCUGCUGGUGAUCAGCAAUGUUCAUCUACCUUGAACAUGCUAACUGAAAUUCUCAAAGAUGACAGCAGUACAAAUUCAGCUAAGCAGCACCUUGCAUUGCUGUGUCUCGGGGAGAUUGGAAGGAGGAAAGAUCUAAGCUCCCAUGACCAUAUAGAGAAUAUUGUCAUUGAGUCCUUUCAAUCUCCUUUUGAAGACAUCAAAUCUGCAGCCUCCUACGCUGUUGGCAAUAUUGCUGUUGGUAACUUGCUCAAGUAUUUGCAUUUCAUUUUGGACCAGAUUGACAAUCAACAGAAAAAACAGUAUCUCUUGCAUCAUUCUCUGAAGGAGGUCAUAGUAAGGUAG